AUGGAGCUGGAGGGCAUCGGGGAGGAGUGCGGCGUGUUCGGGUGCAUCGCCGCCGGCCUGUGGCCCUCCGAACUGGACGUGCCCCAUGUGAUCACGCUGGGGCUGGUGGGCUUGCAGCACAGAGGCCAAGAGAGUGCCGGGAUUGUGACAAGUGAUGGAGAAUCAGCCCAAUCCUUCAAAGUGCACAAGGGAAUGGGUCUGGUUAAUCAUGUGUUUAGUGAAGACAGUCUGAAGAAGUUGUACAUUUCAAAUCUUGGAAUUGGCCACACAAGAUACUCCACCUCAGGAAUCUCUGUACUAGAUAACUGCCAACCAUUUGUUGUGGAAACCCUGCAUGGGAAGAUUGCUGUGGCCCACAACGGAGAGUUGACGAAUGCACCGCGGCUGAGGAGAAAGCUCAUGCGCCAUGGAGUGGGAUUAUCCACCAGUUCCGACAGCGAACUGAUCACUCAGCUGCUGGCAUUCACCCCCCCUCUGGAGCAUGACGACAUCCCAGACUGGGUAGCAAGGAUCAAAAACUUGAUGAAUGAAACACCUACUUCGUAUUCCCUUCUGAUCAUGCAUAAAGAUAUUAUCUAUGCAGUGCGAGAUCCUUAUGGGAACCGUCCACUCUGCAUCGGCCGCCUUGUUCCAGUAGGUGAUAUUAAUAAAAAAGGGAAAAAUAUCUCUGAAACUGAAGGAUGGGUAGUUUCCUCAGAAUCCUGUAGCUUUUUAUCUAUUGGCGCAGAAUAUUACCGUGAAGUCAUGCCUGGAGAAAUUGUGAAAAUAUCCAGAUACGACGUCCAAACAUUGGAUGUUGUACCAAGACCUGAAGGAGAUCCAUCAGCAUUCUGUAUUUUCGAAUAUGUAUAUUUUGCAAGGCCUGACAGCAUCUUUGAAGGUCAGAUGGUAUAUUCUGUAAGGAGGAGAUGCGGCCAACAGCUAGCUAUUGAAGCUCCGGUGGAAGCUGAUUUGGUCAGCACAGUCCCGGAAUCUGCAACUCCAGCAGCCCUUGGCUAUGCACAAAAGUGUGGGUUGCCAUACAUCGAAGUAUUGUGCAAAAACAGAUAUGUGGGAAGAACAUUCAUUCAGCCCAACAUGAGGUUAAGACAACUUGGAGUGGCCAAAAAGUUUGGAGUCUUGUCCGACAACUUCAAAGGGAAGCGUGUUGUCCUUAUUGAUGAUUCCAUUGUCCGAGGCAACACCAUUUCACCCAUAAUCAAACUAUUGAGAGAAUCUGGUGCUAAAGAGGUGCACAUUCGUGUGGCUUCACCUCCAAUUAAAUUUCCUUGUUACAUGGGGAUAAACAUACCAACAAAAGAAGAACUCAUUGCCAACAAGCCUGAAUUUCAUGACCUGGCGAACUACAUAGGAGCUGACAGUGUUGUUUACCUCUCGGUAGAAGGAUUGGUAUCAUCUGUUCAGGAAAGUAUCAAAGCAAAGCAAGACAAUGAAAACAGCAUAAAGACAAACAAAAACAGCAUGAAGACCAACAAGUUCCACACUGGGAAAGUCGGCCAUUGUAUAGCAUGCCUUGUCGGAGAAUACCCUGUAGAACUUGAGUGGUGAAUUUUCUGAACGCAGCUGCCACCACUGAAUUAAAGUUUGGAACUUGAGAAAUGUAUUACACCU
Euleptes europaea (tarantolino) is the source of this 1611-nucleotide messenger RNA. It is a transcript of the gene PPAT, whose product is annotated as phosphoribosyl pyrophosphate amidotransferase. The coding region runs from base 1 to 1548 and encodes 515 amino acids. Lineage: Eukaryota; Metazoa; Chordata; Lepidosauria; Squamata; Sphaerodactylidae. The record is from RefSeq and is a predicted model, not a curated record. Gene Ontology annotation, molecular function: amidophosphoribosyltransferase activity. Gene Ontology annotation, biological process: purine nucleobase biosynthetic process; purine nucleotide biosynthetic process. The transcript is spliced from 11 exons.